Molecule: messenger RNA, 9204 nt
Organism: Alosa alosa (allis shad)
Lineage: Eukaryota; Metazoa; Chordata; Actinopteri; Clupeiformes; Clupeidae
Gene: nsd3
Product: nuclear receptor binding SET domain protein 3
Biological process (GO): regulation of DNA-templated transcription
Cellular component (GO): chromatin; nucleus
Molecular function (GO): protein binding; histone H3K36 methyltransferase activity
Source: RefSeq, a predicted model, not a curated record
AAGCAGGGCGCUUUUGUUACAGCUAGAGGGAGGGAGAUAGCUAGAAUAAAAUAUAUAGGAGCCAAAUUUCCCCAGGUCGGUCUUGCAUCCUGCAAAAAAACCGGGCCUCUCCCGAAUCUACGGCUACAAUACUAGCUACUAUGGAGACCAAGAUCGGACAGAGCGUGUAGUCCCCGUUCAAAAAAAACAUUACCGUCGGAGAGUUGAGAAACGACGAAGCACAUUAUCGCUGCUUUCUUGAAAUCGUUCUAUGAUAGUGCAUUUGUGUGAACAGAAGCAGGGAUCUAAUAUUUGGCAUUUGUUUAGAAUGGAACACGCUGAAGGCCCUGUACGAAAAAGGGAAACCUAAGGAUGCUGGAGCAGAACAAUGGAUUUCUCCUUUUCUUUCAUGCAACGGAUCAUGGGAAACACAAUUCAGCAACCCCCCCAGCUCAUUGACUCCGCCAACAUCCGUCAGGAGGACGUGUACGAUGCCGUCAGCGACCCUGGCGACGACGCCAGCGGCCCCCCCUCCUACGAGGCGGCCCUGGAGCCCGGCUUCACCUACCCUCCCGAAGACGUGCCGGUGGUCGGCAACGGCUACCCAGCUGCCGUGAGUGCGUACGACCCCCAGGCCAAGUUUGCGUUGUACUCGCAGUUCCCUAACGGCUCGGCCAAUGGUUACGGUGCAAUCCGCGGCUACAGCGAGCACAGCAUGCUGCUCGGGGAAGGGACGACGGUCCUUAGACCGCCGGUGGUGCAGGAGAAACCCCCGACACACCUCUCCUCGCCUCCACCGCCCCCUCCCCCUCCCCACCUGAGCCUUCAUCACCACCAGCCCCAACAUCACCACCAUCCUCAUCCUCAUCCUCACCCUCACCUUCAUCACACCCAGAACGUGCCUCUGAUGCCCACCCAGCAGCAGCAGCACCACCACCACCCCACCACCAUCCACCCCCUCCACCUCUCAUGACUCCCGUCUUGCCCCCCACCUCCCCCCUUGCAGAUGCCCUCCUCUCCCCCUCUCCUCUCCACCCACGACAGCAGCUGCAGCAGCAGCGGUGGCGGUGGUGGUGGAUCCGCCGACUCCAGUCCUCUCCAGCCCGGCAUCGUCCUUCCCAAAAAGACCAACUCUCCCGAGAUCAAGCUCAAGAUCAUCAAGACGUACCAGAACGGGCGCGAGCUCUUCGAGUCAGCGCUGUGCGGCGACCUGCUGCAGGAGUUCCAGGCGGGGGAGGCCUCGCGCCGACGCCACGAGCAGAAGAAGGAGAAGAGGAAACGGAGGAGCGGGCGGCAGAGCCUCCACUCCGAGCACGAGCCCCCGCCGUUCACCAAGGCAGCGGUAGGAGGAGGAGGGAGGGUAGGAGGCCCCGAGGUGACCGUCUCCACUCCCCCUCUGGAGAGACGCGUCGUCGCAUCAAAGGACGAACCGCUGGCGCGGAUUAUCAGAAGCCCCAAAGCAGAGGCGAAGGAACAGAAAAUUGAGAAGCACUUUCCCACUGUCAUCACUGGCACGGGCUGCUGUAAGGAGUUUGAUAUCGGGGACUUGGUGUGGGCCAAGGUGGGCACCUACCCCUGGUGGCCCUGUAUGGUGUCCUGCGAUCCCCAGAUCAAGGUCCACACGCGCAUCAACACGCGAGGUCAUCGGGAGUACCACGUGCAGUUCUUCGGCAGUGUUCCGGAGCGGGCCUGGAUCCACGAGAAGAGGGUGGUCCAGUACCAGGGCCAGGCCCAGUUCGAGGAGCUUCAGGCGGAUACGCUCCGCAAGAGCACCAACCCCAUCGAGAGACAGAAGCUGUUGAAGCCUCAGUCCCAGCGGGAGCGUACCCAGUGGGAGGUGGGCGUCGGCCACGCAGAGGCGGCCCUGUUGAUGACCAACGAGGAGCGCAACGAGAACUACACCUUCAUCUACGUGGACAAGGAGCCCGGCGGAACGCCGCCCGGCACCGCGGGCUCUGCCUCCGCAUCCACAUCCGCAUCCGCCUCCACCGGCCGACCGCGAAAGGUCGGCAAACCGGAACGCAAGGUCCGGGCGGCUCCUGGCCGGACCGGGCGAGAGGAGGAGGCGGGAGGAGGUGCAGGAGGAGCAGGAGGCGCAGGGGGAGGCCCUCGGCGACAGCAGCCCCGCAGGCAGUGCAGCAUGACCAGCGGAGAGGAGCAGUCCUCCCCUAGCCGCCGGCGCAGCGAUGGGGACGAGGAGGAAGAGGAGGACGAAGAGGAGGAAGAUAACGAAGAGGAGGAGACUGAGUCUGGCGUGCGACGCGGCCCGCGCCUCAGGGGCUCUCCCGGGCGGGACGUCUCGCACCCCCAGAGCGGGAGCAGCCCGGCGACGGCCUCGGGGGUGACCGCGGCGUCCUCCUCGUCGUCGUCGUCCCCGGCACCGGUCAAGACGGCGUGGAAAACGGCAGCGGCCCGGAAGCUGCUUCCGCUGUCCAUCACCAUGAAGAAGCUCAACGUGGAGAUCAUCAAGUGCGACUGGCAGUUGCCCAAAGAAAAACUGCUGCUGCCGCCCAAGCAGGUCGACAAGGAGGAGGAGGAAGAGGAGGAGGAGGAAGAGGGGAGGCGCGGAGAGCAGAUGCCCUCUCCAGAGGCUAAAGAUGGACGCCUAUGUCGUUGUCUAACUAGCAAAACUUUAGAACCACCAAGCUGCACCAAGCGGUUAGCACCAGUUAAUUACUCUUCACAUCCUCAUGUUCCCACAAAGGCAGAGACUGCACCUCAGAUGGAUUUGAGGACGGGGUUCCAGAAAGGAGCCAGUGAGAUCUCGGACUCCUGCAAGCCGCUGAAGAAACGCAGUCGAGCGUCGACCGACGUGGAGAUGGCGAGCUCGCUCUACCGUGACACGUCCGACUCUGACUCGCGAGGACUCAAUGAUCCACAGAUGGGAUUUGGGAAGCGCUCGGACAGCCCCACCAAUCUGGAUGCGGACGGGUCAGACUCCCAGUCGGUGGACUCCAACCUGUCUGGACAGGGCGGCAGCUCGUCCAAGAGGGAGAACGUCUGCCAGAAAUGUGAGUCCUUCGGUGACUCCCUGGUGUGCUGUGAGGGCGAGUGCAACAGACUCCUGCACCCAGAAUGCCUUGGGGCCGGCUCAGACGGCGAGCCCAUCUGCCAGGAGUGUAAAACAGGUUCGCAUGCGUGUUUCUCCUGUAAGGUGGCGGAGGGAGAUGUACGGAGGUGUGCGGUGUCCGGCUGCGGCCGCUUCUACCACGAGGCCUGUGCCAGGAAGUACCCGGGCACCGCUGUGGACCCGCGCGGGCUGCAGUGCCCCCAGCACAGCUGUGCCACCUGCUGUCUUGAGAGGGACCUGCAGAAGGCCAGUACAGGCCGUCUGAUGCGCUGCCUCCGCUGCCCGGUGGCCUAUCACACGGGAGACGGCUGUGUGGCGGCCGGCUGUGUGAUGGUCACUCCUCACCUCAUGGUGUGCAGCAACCACUCGAGCGCACGGCGGAACGGCCACCUCUGCUCACCGGUAAACGUAGGCUGGUGUUUCCUCUGUGCUCGAGGCCUUGUAGUGCACGACCUCACUGACCGCAUUUUAAGCUCAUAUACCUUUAAGUCUCACUUCCUUCUGACUGAGUCAAAUCGUGCUGAGUUGAUGACAUUACCUAUGAUUCCUUCUUCUUCGUCAGCUACCCAAAAGAAUAUUGGCAAAGGAGGAAGACUGCUGUGUUGCGAGGGCUGUCCGGCGGCCUUCCACCCCGAGUGUCUGAAUGUGGAGAUGCCCGAGGGGGUGUGGCUCUGCAGUGAGUGCAGAACAGGCAAGAAGCCGCACUACAAGCAGAUCGUCUGGGUCAAGCUGGGCAACUACCGGUGGUGGCCGGCUGAGAUCUGCAACCCCCGUCUGGUGCCGACCAACAUCCAGACGCUGAAGCAUGACGUCGGCGACUUCCCUGUCUUCUUCUUCGGUUCCCACGACUACUACUGGAGCAACCAGGGCAGAGUGUUCCCCUACGUGGAGAGCGACAGGAACUACGCCGAGGGCCAGGUUGGCAUCAACAAGACCUUCAAGAAAGCGCUUGAGGAAGCUGCCAGGAGGUUUCAGGAGCUGAGAGCGCAGAGGGAAACUAAAGAGGCCCUGGAACAGGAGCGCAACUCCCGAAGACCCCCACCUUACAAACUCAUCAAGUCCAACAAGCCGGUGGGGAAGGUGCAGCUCCACGUGGCCGACCUGUCUGAGAUCCCGCGCUGUAACUGCCGUCCGUCAGACGAGCGCCCCUGCAGCCAGGACUCGCAGUGCCUGAACCGCAUGCUGCAGUACGAGUGCCACCCGCAGGUCUGCCCAGCCGCCGACCGCUGCCACAACCAGAGCUUCUCCCGACGCCACUACCCCGUCACUGAAGUCAUCAAGACCCAUGAUCGCGGCUGGGGCCUCAAAACCAAGCAGGACCUCAAGAAGGGGGAUUUUGUGAUGGAGUAUGUCGGGGAGCUGAUCGACUCCGAGGAGUGCCGUCAGCGAAUCCGCCACGCCCACGAGAACCAUGUGACCGACUUUUACAUGCUCACACUCACCAAGGAUCGGGUGAUCGAUGCUGGACCCAAGGGGAACGUAGCGCGCUUCAUGAACCACAGCUGCAGCCCCAAUUGCGAGACACAGAAGUGGACAGUGAAUGGGGAAGUGCGGAUCGGCCUGUUCACCCUCUGCGACGUCCCUGCAGAUACAGAGCUGACCUUCAACUAUAACCUGGACUGUCUGGGGAACGGCCGGACAUCGUGCCACUGCGGGGCAGAGAACUGCAGUGGGUUCCUCGGAGUUCAACCCAAGAGUGCGGUGGUGAGGGAGAAGGAGGAAAAAGUGCGGAACUCCAAGGUGAAGCCGCGGAAGCGGAAGCUGAAGCCGGAGAGCCACGAGUACCGCUGCUUCUGCUGCGGCGAGGGCGGCGAGCUGGUCAUGUGCGACCGCAAGGACUGCCCCAAAGCCUACCACGUGCUCUGCCUCAACCUGACCACACCACCCUAUGGGCGAUGGGAGUGUCCGUGGCACCAGUGUGACGUGUGCCAGCGCGUCUCGAGCGUCUUCUGUGACUUCUGCCCCACGUCGUUCUGCCGCGAUCACGAGCGGGGCGGCCUGGUGCCCUCAGCCCUGCAGGGCCGCCCCUGCUGCCCCAAGCACAACCCUCAGCGGCCCCUGGACGAAGGGCACGCCAAGGUCAAGAUGGAGGAGGAAGAGGAGGACGAGGAGGAGGAGGAGGAAGAAGAGGAAGAGGAGGAGGAAGAGGAGGAAGAACAGCCAGAGUCACCUGAGGAACCGGCCGAGUGAGCCGGACCAAUGGAAGAAGAGUUUGAGGGCGAGAGAGAGAAGAAAGAGAAGAGAGAGAGAUCAGACGCUGAGGCCACAGCUGAGGCUGCGAAACAUAAGCUUACUUUGCCAGCGUAAGCAGAGAAGGCUGGAGACUCGUCUGUUUUCGUUUUCCCUUUUUAUACAUCACAUGGACACACCCUCUUCUCUCAGACACACACACACACUUUUCCCUCAGCAUUGCAUGUGACCGCUGUUCUUUUUUUAAGUGUUCCUUUUCUGUAGGCAGUGGGAAGUCCUAGACUGUUAUCUCCUUCAUUCUGCCUGUACGGCCGAUGGUUUUCGUUUCCUCCAGCGGAUCUCCAGCCUCGCUUCAAGCCUCGUUGUCGAACGGUUGGCUCUCGGUCUGUGGACCUGGCUAAUGAUUCUCCAUAUGGUACCAACGACCCAAGAACUUUAUUUUCUGUACCUCAUGUAAAUACCGGGCUCAAAUAGGUAGACUGGGGCCGAGAACACUCUCGAUUCAGAACCCCACAGAUCAUGCCACAUUUCAAAACAUUUACCCACGGUGGGAACAUAUCGUACGCCAGAUCAAACCAUGACAAAGACUUUGUUUAAUAAUGUCUCCUCAUCCCACUUUGUGAUUUUUCAAAUACAUAUAUAUCUAUAUAUUAAUAUAUUUAUAUGUCUAUGUUUACAUUAACACACAAUGUAUUGUUACUACAGUAUACUAGUCCAUUUGAUAUCACUGUUGUUGCGUAUUCUCAUUGUAUGUGAUCUUAACAUUUGUUCGUUGGGUAUUUGCUUUUCUCGUUUUGACUGCCUAAAUAGGCACUUGGCUCUGCAUUUGGCACAUGACUUUCUGCUUCGCUACCAAUGUGUAUCACUUGAAGACGUGAAUCGAUCACGUGGAGAGGAACGAGGAGGUCUACAGUGGAACCUUUAGAACCGGUAAAAGCUGGUGAAGAGGACCCAAAGAAGAACCUGCCUUUGGUUCUCUUUUUGGGACAGUUCCGGCUCUAGGAUGCGAAUGUGAAGUAGCAUUUGCGUCAUUUAUAGUUGUUUUUAAAUUUUUUUAAUUAUUACUAUUUCUGUAAUUAAUAUCAUUUUCAAGUGACCUAUUUGGGCUUGCUAUGGAGCCCAUUUGAUUACAUAUCUUGUUUUUGUUGUCUAAAGUAAAAAAAAAAACACCCACAUUUGCCCUCUGUAGAUGUUUUUGACACUGCCAUCCGAAUCCUAGAAGAAGCCUUACUGAAAAUCACUUCUUUCACGCAUUGUUUAAACUCUCCUUAUGAUAUUGCACAGGUGCCAAUAGAAAGGUCUACCACCAGGAUUCACCUUGCUCAGAAGAACAGCACUAUCUCCAAUUGUAAUAGCUGUGAUGCCUCUGAUUUUGUUUUUAUUUAUUUUAUUUUUUAAACUGUAGUUCAUACUUUAUGAUUUGUACGUCAGGUGUGGUUCACCAGUGAGUUUUAUUAUGUAAAUAUUACCUGAAUCAUCUGUAUUUUAUUUUAUUUAGAACUUGACGACCAUUUCGGUUACAUACAAAGAAGCUGUACGAUAAAGGUGUUGUGUGUUUUUUUUUUUUUUUUUUUUUUUUUUUUUAUACCUACCUAUAUAUUCUUAUGUGCCCGCCCGGGAUCUUCUCCAGAUAUUCUUCCCACCGUGCUCCACACAGUAUUCAAGUGCGCUCCUCUGUGAAGCCACGCCGUUGUCUUAAUCGUACUAUUGACCACCAGGAAAGCCUGGCCAGGCCCAUCAGUGGACAGGCUUGGGGAGGGUCACUAGGGUGGGACUUGCAGAGCAGCAUAGUGUAGCAUCUUUCUGUGACUCCUCCUCUUCCUUCGUGUCCACAAGAGCCAAUCUCAGUAGUGUUCAUAGGCCAUGGCAGUGGUUUUCAAAAACAGCCAAAAAAAAAAAAUGGAAAAUUGCCUUGCCUAUGUGUUGGACUUAGCUGCUAGCUGCUGUGAUGUGAAGUACCGUGUUGUGCUGGUCCAAAAACUCAUUUGUUUACCAGUAAGCUGUGCCCAUUGUGAGCACUGUUUUAAGACCAGGAAUGGGAUAGAAGUUGUGUUACUAUGGCGUUGACCUGUGACCUUGUUUUUUUUUUUUUUUUUAGGGUACUGCUGCACCAUGGACAAGGCCCAGAGUAGUCAUUUUUACCUGACCGUGUUCCAGUGUUCUAAGAGAAUUAUAACAUAUUCACUCCACCAGGCUGUUCCAUUGCGUUAUCGAGAGGAAAGCGAUGCUGGCCGGGGUUACUUGAAAUGUGUUUGUGUUCAUAUUCUUUAUCUUGCUUCUGGUCAGCGGCAGAGUUUGGACACCACUUGGUUCGAAAUGCAUGGUUGUAGGCCGUGGCAUUGGCGUGGCAUGUUUUUGACAAAGGGAAUCGCAUUAACGUCAGCUAUGAGGGGACGGUGCCCUGUUGCUAUGGUGAGAUGCGUGGGACACGUGACAUUGUACUGCUACCAGCCUUGUACGCUUUUUUGGGUUUGUUUGUUUGUUUAUUUGUUUGUUUGUGUUCUUUUAUUUUAGUCUCACAAGAAGUGCACCAAUCAGCACUUUCACUUUGUUCACAUUUCUGGCCUUUCAGUAUUUUUUUUUUUUAAAUGUGCUUUAAUUGUAAUGCUACAGAGUCUAACUGUACAAUUUAAGAGUAUGCUCUAAGAGUUUUCCAUAGAAAUCAAUAGGCACUUUCAGUAAAUACCAUUGACAUUUCCCUCCAUGAAUAAUUUGAUUCUGGGGGAAUCAAAUUAACAUUCAGACUUUUUAGUAUAGUUAUGUUUUAAAGAAAAAAUCUUCUAGUGGUAAAGGAAAAGAGUUUUAUUUUCUUCUUUAAAGUGAGGCUGUUCUGUGCGAGACCCCUGUAUGAAACUGUUAACGGUUCCACGGUUCUCAAAGGGUUCCUCAGACUGCCAUAGCAAUGCCUUUUAAGUAAAAGUAUCUUUCAUUGACACCAUAGCAUAUACCAAACUGAUGAGGUUUUCAGCUGCCAAACAGAUCCAGUGACAAUGACCUCGAGGGGUUUGGAGUAUUAAGCUUGACCUAGCAGUAGUAUCAACAAUAGGAGAAAUCUAGCCAAAAUCUGUUUGCUGACAUCAGUAUUGCCAUGAGUUCCUUUCACAUACAGUACGUCAUUCAUUCACUCUAGUCUUAAUUUAGACACCCACACAGUAUUGAGAGUAAAGAUCGAUGUCCUACAUUUUUCUGUUUAUUAAUGUCUUGCUUAUGUGUGCACCAUACAUACAUCUUUUUGAUGUGUGUGUAUGUGAGAGAAAGAGAGAGAGAGCGAGAGAAAGUGACCGGUUAGUCAAAAGCAUCUUUUGCAAUUCCAUACUGGUGACCAGUAUUAGAGUUGCUAUUAGGAGUCGAAAAAAGGUGAAAUUGUCUCACCAGCUCCACUGAAAUAUUAUUUGUUUUCAUGUGUUCAUUUCACAUUCCUUUGAGAAAGACUGUUUACUAAAUCUUGCAACUGGACAAAACUAGUUUCUGUUUUGUGUAUUGUAUGUUUUGUGUCGGUGUAAAUGUCACCACAAACAUUGGAUUGAAGUAUACGCUCCAUCUGAAUAAAAAAGUAUCAUACACGAUAUGGCUUGGGUAGUAUGAAUGUCCUCUCCCAGUUUUAUAAAAUGAUAUACUCAUGAAUAGAGUUUUUUUGGCUAUAGUACUUAGCCCAUGUACUUGCAUUGUGUAAGAGAAUGAUGCUUGUCCAAUUGUAUAUAUUAGAUGGCAACAAAUCCAACUGUCAUUCUAUUGUAGUGUCAACAGAAUGCCUGUAACAUAUUGCUUCUGAAUGUUUGUGACGGUAUAGGAACAUUUUGUACAUUCCUUUUAUCUGUAAAAUUUUUAUUUGACUAACGUUAUUUCUGAGAUGUUUUUUCUUCAGAAUCCAUAGAAUAUUCUGAGAGUACUUUAAGUAACAUUCCACAGAUUUACUCGGUAUCAGACAUGCCUGGUUUGACUUCAAUAAAACUGUUCUGAAUGUU